Messenger RNA from Oryza brachyantha (malo sina), 848 nucleotides. Its product is annotated as acyl carrier protein. NCBI's taxonomy places the organism in Eukaryota, Viridiplantae, Streptophyta, Magnoliopsida, Poales, Poaceae. The transcript is spliced from 3 exons. The record is from RefSeq and is a predicted model, not a curated record. Gene Ontology annotation, cellular component: mitochondrion. Gene Ontology annotation, biological process: fatty acid biosynthetic process. Gene Ontology annotation, molecular function: acyl binding; acyl carrier activity. The coding region runs from base 107 to 439 and encodes 110 amino acids.
UUCUUGCUUACGUCACCGCGCCGCCGCACGCCCCCCGCCCGCACGGCCGCACGCCGGAAGAAAAGAAGAAGCAGCUCUCGGCUCUCCGGCCCUUGAUCGGUGCAGGAUGCAAGCGGUGAGAACCCUCGUGCUGCGGCACCUGCACCUUGGCGCGAGGCCGCCGUGCUACGGGCUCGGCCCCCGCCUCCGCCGGGAGAUGAGCGCGUCGGCGGGCCAAGACGGUGGGCCUCGGGCUGGCUCCGAGUCCGAGGACGCCGUCAGGGCGCGCGUCGUUGAGCUGGUCAAGAAGUUCGACAAGGGAGAGGGGGAUGAAGGCAGCCAAAGCCGAAAUAAUAAAGGCGAAUCUUAUGCUCAAGCCGCAGGGGAAAGCAGAAGCUCUGAUGGAGAAAAUCAAAUAGCGAUAUCACACAGAGAAGAGAAGUCAAAAGCAUGCAAGUGACUACGAGCUAGGUCUACUAUUGAUACGCCUUGAGGAAGGAAGUGGUGAGACCCAGGGACAGAUCGAAGUCGAAGUAAGUGCAAAGAAAAGGGAAGUCCAGGAACUAUUUAUGCCAUAGAAACACACAUCUGCUAGUGGUGUUGUGGAGUAUUGUUCCAGUUGAUUUGACAGCUAAACUGUUUGAGACUGUUAGCAUAUGGAGAUUAGCGAACAACCAGUGACUUUCUGGAGACAACUGAAAGUCAAUGUUUUCAAUGAAUUGGAAUUAGAGCUUUCUAUGUUGCAUAUUAUUCAUUAUUUAUUAUUCAGCAUAGUUAUUUUAUUUCAUUAUGAUGGUACUAUUUAAGUUUUGAUAGCUCCUUCAUGUAAAAUUAGAACUUACCUGAUAUCAUUGGGGAAUAUUGUAUGC